AUGCGGGUGAUAUUAACCUUUGGACGGAAGUAUCCUCUUUUUUUAGUUGCAUGUCGCAAUCCAGGCUUCCGUUAUUCCACAACCAACAAGGAUGCCCCGCUUGCAGGGAAAGCGCCAAUAGACGAAAACAACACACACACGAGCUACCGGCGUCGCUCCUCCGAUCCACAAACGCUUCGUGAGAGGGAGGAUUUCCGACGGGAUACUAAAUACGGCCGUUAUCGUCCACUUCCCGACGUCCCUUGGCUCGAGCUCAAACAAAAAACCUACUUGGACGAUGCUGAGCGGCUUUAUGGACGGAUCGAGGAGUGGCAUCACGUUGCCGAUGAUGCGCUACGAGAAAAGUUGGUCGCCAUUUUACAGGACUACCUCCGUGAUACCUGUGCCGCCACGAGACUUGAGGUGAAAGAUGCCAUGAAAUACCAGCGGCUGUGUGAGAUUUCCGCUCGUGAAUACCGCUCACAUGUCGUCUCUGGGGCUUUUCAUUCCGUCGGUCCGCUUCGGGAGUGGGUGGCCGCCGUGGUGGCACGACAACCCAUGGCUAACAAACGCAACGCAACCUCCAGUGUGGUGCGCGAUGGGCAGACGAAUUCGCCAGAGUUGAAACCUUCGUUAUCUUUUGGCCACUCCACAUCCACCGCCUUGACCUCCACCGCGGAUUUAAAAUCGAGCUCACCGCCGGAAUCGGGUCGUGGGAAGACGGAUUUCUACGCUCAGCAAGAGCAAGAGCUGCGCAGGCGUCGUGGAGAAGAGGCUAACCUUGAAAAUACCCCUGCCAUGUUGGAUCUUCCCGAGAGUGACCUGCGGAGACGCCCGGUCUCGGCGUUUCCGUUUCUGCGCCGGCGCGCAUUAGAAGAUGAGGAUUCGUUAGAUUCUUCUCUCGUGGAUUGGACAGCAAAGUACUUUCCCGAAGACAACAAACACACCUUUGAGCAACUUCCCAAGUUACGCCAGGACCUAUCACGCGCUACCGCUGAGGGUUCAGCGGAGCAGGCGUCUGAUGAUGGGGCGCCUGGCAGCACUCCAAAUGCUGCCAAAACAGCUGAGGGGGGGACCCUAAAAGCUGGCAAUGAGGAUACCCAUAACAUACCGCGGCACCAUGCUCGUCACCGUCUUCAACGACCUCUUCGAUCUCACGAGGAUCGCCAUCGUGCCACAUUCGAUGGGGAGGGCGUGUUUUAUCAUAUUCGUAAUCUUUCUGAAGAAGAUGAGCGUGCACCAAAAGCCAAACCAGUUCGGGGCUCUGAUUUCAUGGCCCGCCCUGGGGUAGCCUCAAAAGUGGUAAAGAUUCCUUGGAAUGUGGUGUCAACGGCGAAGCAACAAGGCUACAGCCACAAUAUUUUGAAAGCCAAGGAACGCCUUUCUCGUCUUUCUCGCGGUGAAAAUCCCGAAACGAUCCCAUGA
Messenger RNA from Phytomonas sp. EM1, 1404 nucleotides. NCBI's taxonomy places the organism in Eukaryota, Euglenozoa, Kinetoplastea, Trypanosomatida, Trypanosomatidae. The record is from the annotation of a GenBank genome assembly.